AAUACAACCUCAGGGCGACAAAAUCUUAAAAGAGAAUUAGGUAAAAUCCCUUCCCUGGGGCAUGAGAGCCCCGGCCAGAGGAGUGAGCUCGUUCUAUGAGGAGGACCACUUUUUCUGAAAUCCAAUACAGAGCGUUUUUCAGAGCAAAGUCCAGUAAGAAGAGCAAAAGAAAAUAUCUCGAGGAAACAAUGAGACAGUGGCGCCAAUUACAGGGCACAAGAAAAAAAAACCAAACCAAUCCUUGAUUUCUUCCGAAACUAGUGAGAUUGCGCUAUGUUCUAACCAUCUGAUCACUUCUCUAGCAAUAUAGAACAAGUAGAAAUAUUUCGCUUUAUUUAUUGCAGAAAAAGUUACUGGAGUGAAAAGAUCUCACUUCAGGUCUCGGACGAGCCGGAGGUGGUCCACACACUACCGGUUUUUCAAAACAAGGCCUCCUUGCGAGCACAUAAAUCAUGAAUACCUUAGAACCCGCUGUUGCUCAGGAAAAUUCAUAGACGACAAGAUACUACAGACAUGCUGUGCUGGACUCAUCGUAAUUAAACAUGUCAUGCCAUCUUUCUGCCACCCGCAUUACGGGUGUGGUCGUUUCUGGUUUGAUGUCAACCGCGAAAGGUGCUGCUAUGGUUCCCAAGGCGUAGACUGUCAAGAUGUCCAACCUACGUGUGAUUUGACGCCAUUCAACCAGACAGUACAGGUGUGCUAUGAAAGCUAUUAUUUGUAUAUGAUAAAAAACCAA
Molecule: messenger RNA, 736 nt
Organism: Pocillopora meandrina
Lineage: Eukaryota; Metazoa; Cnidaria; Anthozoa; Scleractinia; Pocilloporidae
Source: the annotation of a GenBank genome assembly